AUAUUUCUAAUUUUCGUAUUUUCCUUAUAUCUACGUCUUACUUUAUUAAAUAAAUGAAUGAUCCCCACCUAUUGCUAUAAACGACAUACUUAAUUACGAUAAUUAUUAUUGUCAUAUUGUGUUGUUUUGGAUAUUAUAAAUUAUACCACAACCGUCUCAUAAAUAUUGCCAAUAUUAUUCUUUAAAGCAAUAUUGACUUCAUUUUAUUUUCUUACAUUCUGUGUGACGAAUUUCGCUUUGCUAAUCGUGUGUACGAAAACAGUUAAAAAGUAAACAGUAACGGGCCACCGUUACAUUUAUCCUCAAAACAUUAUUAUGCCUCAUGAUUUGAAAGGUCUGGGUGUGAGGAAAGCAAUAAUGGCUCCCUUAUCCCCAACGCCGUGUGCAGAGAUCAGUGAUGAUGAAUUGGUAUCAAUCUCAGUACGGGAUCUAAACAGACAACUGAAAAUGAGAGGGCUUACUCGAGAUCAAAUAGUCAGAAUGAAGCAGCGUCGGCGCACUCUUAAAAAUCGGGGAUACGCCGCCUCGUGUCGCAUCAAACGAAUAGAACAGAAAGAUGAACUGGAAACAGAGAAAAGUCAGGAAUGGCACGACAUGGAAACUAUGCAAGAGGAAAAUACGAGAAUUCGCGACGAGAUUGAAGCCUUAAGGAGCAAGUACGAAGCCCUAAAACGUUUCGCCCACAUGAAGAGCAUCCCUCUACCGGCUGAACUGGACACGUUACCUUGAUCGAAAUGUAAUAAUAUUUAUAUAGGCUACUGGGUUAAGGAAUAAAUUAUAUUAAUACUA
Molecule: messenger RNA, 789 nt
Organism: Melitaea cinxia (Glanville fritillary)
Lineage: Eukaryota; Metazoa; Arthropoda; Insecta; Lepidoptera; Nymphalidae
Gene: maf-S
Product: transcription factor MafK
Exons: 4
Coding region: 316-729 (137 amino acids)
Biological process (GO): regulation of transcription by RNA polymerase II
Cellular component (GO): nucleus
Molecular function (GO): DNA-binding transcription factor activity, RNA polymerase II-specific; RNA polymerase II cis-regulatory region sequence-specific DNA binding
Source: RefSeq, a predicted model, not a curated record